Messenger RNA from Spinacia oleracea (spinach), 1308 nucleotides. RefSeq lists its product as uncharacterized. The transcript is spliced from 3 exons. The coding region runs from base 767 to 1108 and encodes 113 amino acids. The record is from RefSeq and is a predicted model, not a curated record. Lineage: Eukaryota; Viridiplantae; Streptophyta; Magnoliopsida; Caryophyllales; Amaranthaceae.
UUAUUCCAAGCACUUCCCCAGCUUUCUGUAGUCCUCCUCAAGUUUAAAACCCUCAAAUAAAACCCCCCAACUUAAACCCCUCAAACCCUAAAUUGAACUUCUCAAAUUCAUCGCUUCAUAUGAGCAACUUCUUUGAUUUGGAAUUCCCAACAAAUCCUUGACAUACACAACUCAAAUUCAUAUGUCCCUUUUCCCUCUUUAUUUCACCAAAUAUUCUAUGGAUUUAGGGGUUUAUUAGUCAUUUUUGUUCAAUCGAUUGAUGAAGUUGGGUUGGAUUUGGCUGUCAAAUUCUUGAAUCGUAAUUAUAAAAUUCUGGUAAGUUUCCUAUUCUUUCUUUGAUUUAUACAAUUUUCAUGAAAGCUUAUUUGUUCAAUCGAUUGAUGAAGUUGGGUUGGAUUUGGCUGUCGAAUUCUUGAAUCGUAAUUAUAAAAUUCUGGUAAGUUUCCUAUUCUUUCUUUGAUUUAUACAAUUUUUUUGAAAGCUUACUUGUGGUGAAUUAAAUAGAUAGACUUCACCCAAAAGACCUGAUUACCACAUUUGGCUUUCCCGCGUGGAUGCGUAAUUGAAAUUGCCAGAUACCACUGGGCUACUGGAGUGGGCCGAGUGGCUAUCAAAGUAUCAACUCAUACGGACGAAUUAGUCAAAAUGGGUCGCCGGAAAAAAAGAAAUUAUGGACACAAAUUGUCGGAAAACAGAUAUUUGCCACCGGAUUUAUGGAGAGUGGUGUUAGCUAGAUCGCCGGCAAAACCCCUACUAAAAUUCAGGUAUGAUUUCAGGGUCUUUGCUUACCUUAUCUGGGCAGGUAGUACAACAAGUUUUGAAAUCAAAAUCUCGAGAUCGGGUUGUAGGUUUUGGAGGAGGAAUAAAGCUUAAAGAUGUAAGGGGACCACAACCCAGUAGAGUAGAGCUUCAAACUAAAUUGAAUGUUGCCAACAAACAGAAUGAAGUUCUUGCAAAUUGCAUGGAGGAAGUACAAGCCGAGAACAAUGAAAUGAAGGAACGUGUUAUCUUGGUUGAGUCUAGAAUGAAAAUGUUUCAAGAUGCAUUGGUGUCGCAACUUAAUGUUACUAUUCCAACUUCACAAGCUGGAUCAGAAAUGCAAAAAUAGGUCGAAGCUGCUACACAUCAGUUCUAGAUAUUUGGUGCAAAUUUUCUUACUUUUUUUUAAAAACAAGGAAUCAUUGAGAUUUAAUUCUUAGUAUGGACCAAGUUAUAUAUUUGACCUUAUUAGUUUGGUUGUUUUGACUCACAUUGAAUUUGUUUAUUAUAAAUAUUUUGUGAUUGAUUACGUUAAUCAUAAAUUUAGUG